AUGGGUUCAGAAACGUUUCUAGAAGUGAUAUUGGCAAUUAUCCUGCCACCUGUUGGGGUCUUCCUCCGCUACGGCUGUGGAGUGGAGUUCUGGAUUUGUUUGUUGCUGACACUGUUGGGAUAUAUUCCGGGAAUUAUAUAUGCAUUAUAUGUACUGGUCGGAUGA
Prunus avium (sweet cherry) is the source of this 165-nucleotide messenger RNA. Its product is annotated as low temperature-induced protein lt101.2. Gene Ontology annotation, cellular component: membrane. The record is from RefSeq and is a predicted model, not a curated record. Lineage: Eukaryota; Viridiplantae; Streptophyta; Magnoliopsida; Rosales; Rosaceae.